AUGACAGAGCCUGCUCAAGGGCAUCCAAAUGACAGCCAGGAGACCGAUGGUGCCGACCAGUGGAAUAGAUAUCUUGCUGCCAUCAACGCGUUCAAGGUGGUUGCGAGUAACAGCUAUGGACCUCCACAGACAUUGAGAACGUUGGCUCCAAUUACAAAUGCUGACCCUGCUAGUUCUGCUACUCCUGCUGCCUCUAGUCCCGAGAAAGAGAUAGCUUCUAGCCCCGCGAAGGAGAUAGCACCUUGCUCUGCUAAUGACAUGGCUUCCGUCCCCGCUAAGGAGGUAUCUUCUGGUCCUGCCGAAAAGAUAUCUUCCGAACAUGCUGAGGAGAUACCUUCAGGCCUUUCCGAGAAGAUCGCAUCUGACCCGGUGAAAAAGAUAGCUUACAGUUCUGUCAAGGAUAUAGCUCCAGAUCCACCCCGAAGCUCAACAGGUGGGGAUUCUGACGGCUCGGAUGAGGUGGUCUUUCGACAGGACGAAUUGCGCGUAGUUGGCCCUCACAUUCCAUACAUGUUUCGGAAAGACGACACAUUGAAUAUCCCUAAAUCACUUCAUCGUCCCGAAAUAGGCCCACCUCCAGCAACAAGCCACAAUAACCACCGUCCCACUCGCGGAAAGCCUUCAAGCCGCGGGGCAAGUCGUGGGGCAAGCCGAGGGCGUCAAGCUAGAAAGAGUAUGCCUCCUGCAAGGUCUUCUCAAAAACAAACAUCCGAUACCAAUGGCGUAAUUUUGCCAGCUCCCGUUAGCCCGGAUGCAGUCAAGGAAGCUAGAAAAGCGGAACUGCUCGCAUUUCAAAAGAAAGAAAUGGAAAGAUAUGGGAAGAAAGUUAUGGGGCUUCUAUCAGACGACUCGCCUGAAACUGCGCCGCUGUAUCUCGCCCGCCAAGGCCCCGGGACUGAUCCGAAUUCUCCAUUCUGUAAUCGGCCUCCGUUGUACAUUCUGACUGAACUGGCUAAGAGUCUUGAGGAGGAAACUAAUGAAGCACAACGGAAGCUUAAAUCCGGGCAAAUGUCAAGCACAAAUGGGCAGCAGAGUUCAGGAGCGGUGGUGAAUGCAUGGGAUUUUGGAAAUUCAGCUAACGCAAUAGCAGUUGACUGGCAGUAUCGACCAUGGGAGAAAUAUGGAGACGAGUUCUUCUCUCAGCGGUUCCGUAACUGGCUGGACAAAACUAUGAGGGCAGCUUUCCUUGUGGAUAUGACUCAAGAGGAAUUCAAGAAUGGGGAGCACCAUGCUAGCAUCAAAACUGGAAUGGGAGCUGCCACGUUUGAUUGCCCCGAAAUCUUGAGAGACCCUUCCGACCCGGAGAAUCUAGCCCAUUGUCAUGAGACUGCAAGCGGAUAUGUGCACAAUUGGAACCUGAGAAUCCGCCAGGAGCAAGAGCGAAAAGAGACAGAAGAGCGGGAACGAAAACGUCUAGCAAUCCUACCAAAGCCAACACCGGCACCCGAUGAACCAGCCCCAUACACACCAAAGCUCAACAUGUACAUUCGUCCAGUUGAGCCAAAGGAUAUAACGGCCCUUGUCGAGCUCUUUAACUGGUAUGUCAGAAACACGUUGCGUCGUGCAGACAUAGUGGAAAUAACGUACGACGAGAUGAGAGAACAUAUUGAAGAGCUUCAAGGAGAAAACUAUCCAUUUCUGGUCGCCGUAGAGAGACACCCCAAGAUUUGGCAUGCUAUGAAUCACGAACCGGAAAUGCUUUAUGGUUUCUGCUGCCUCAGCGACUUCACGGGGCCCCUUUCCACACAACGAUAUGCCUGCGACGUCGAAUUGUACGUGCACCCCAGGAAACUCAGAAUGGGAGUGGGGAGUUGUCUUCUGGAUAAGAUGAUCGAAAUUUUUGAUCCAAAAUAUUGCGUACGAGGUGGUUAUACUUUCGAAUGCGCUGCUCCGAGUCGAGAUGUGUAUAGCCUGGGGCUAUCUCACCCCGUCAUGAGACUCAUUGCAAUCAUCAACCACUCAGACGAAGAGGUUUCAGAGUAUGCUUGGACCAGGAAAUGGCUUAGCGAAGAAUUCGGCUUCCAGGAACAGGCUUACCUCAAAGGAGUCGGCGUCAACAAGAAAGUAUUGGUCAACGCUGGAUAUAUGGUGUAUAACACUAGCAUGGCUAUCCCAGAGAGUGGGUAA
Arthroderma uncinatum is the source of this 2127-nucleotide messenger RNA. RefSeq lists its product as uncharacterized. Gene Ontology annotation, molecular function: acyltransferase activity, transferring groups other than amino-acyl groups. The record is from RefSeq and is a predicted model, not a curated record. Lineage: Eukaryota; Fungi; Ascomycota; Eurotiomycetes; Onygenales; Arthrodermataceae. Bases 1 to 2127 code for a protein of 708 amino acids. The transcript is spliced from 3 exons.